Cuscuta campestris is the source of this 2018-nucleotide messenger RNA. NCBI's taxonomy places the organism in Eukaryota, Viridiplantae, Streptophyta, Magnoliopsida, Solanales, Convolvulaceae. The record is from the annotation of a GenBank genome assembly.
UGAUAUCAAGUGUUGAUUCAAGUCGCACUUUCGUACUUGGUAAAAGACGAAAGAACAAACGAAAUGUCUAUGAUUCGUUGAUACGUUACCAACGUGCACAUCGCUUCGCGAGAAUAAUGAAACGAAGGAUUUAUUUGCGCCGUAAGGCUGCAUGGGAACGAGACGACCCGGAAGAGACAUUCAGCGUAGAUUCUGCCAACAGCGUGUGUGGAUCAGGGAUAGAAGAACCAGCUGUAGAUUCAAUGAGUCAAGAAUCUGCCCAUGGACAAGGCAACAACAAUGAACACAUCAGUGUUCAUACUGAAGCAUCUAGUUUCACCCCUCCCAUCCAAAAUGAACAUGUCAAUCAACAAAAUGAUGGGAAUAACCCGAACGCUGGUGAUCAACCCGACCUUGUAAUCCCAACUUUUCUGGCCAAUGUGUUACAACAAAUAGCCAACGCGCCGAUGUUUCAACCACCUCCACCACCGCCACCUCGAGUGAUAACCUACAAAACGCUAAGGGAUAAUGGUGCAGAAUUAUUCCUUGGGGAUCGCAUCGGUGAACCCCAAAUUGCGUGGGACUGGAUCGAGCAGACUGCUCGAGUAUUGAAGGAUCUCAACGUACCUAUAGACAACUACCCUCGACUGUCUUCUCAACUGCUGCGAAAUGAAGCCUACGAGUGGUGGAAGAGAAUCGAUGAAAGUGCGGGAACCCCUAAGCCGUGGACUUGGGCACAUUUCGAAUGGGCAUUCAAGCAAGAAUAUAUUCCGAAACGUUUUAGUGAAGAAAAACGUAAAGAAUUUGUGGAGCUGGAACAAGGAAACAUGACACUCCCUGAAUAUCGUCAGAAGUUUACCAAGCUUGCAAAGUUUGCGCCAACCUUGGUGAGUACCCCAACUGAUCGCAUUGAGGAAUUCAGGACGAAACUUCGACCUGACCUGAGGUCACGUGUGUCCGUCCUAACCACUGUGGAUUUCGCAGAGGCCUACGAGAUCAUAGCAAGGGCGGAUAGUGACCUGAAUGCUUGCAUUGAGUACCUAAAGGCAAACAAUGCUGGCCCAAACACUUACCAUUCCACUAAUUCUGCCUCAAAAGGAAAAAGGCCAUUCCAGGAAUCUAGUAACUCACAUUUUUCUAAAAAGGGAAAAUUUGUGCAAACUCAAUCGAUGGCAUCCGUUGAUAGAUCCAGGAAGCGAAAGUAUCCUGCUUGCGAACACUGUGGAAGGAACCACCCUGGAGAGUGUUGGUUGAAGCAAGGGUUGUGCCUUGGCUGUGGAAAACCAGGACAUUUCAAAAAGGAGUGCCCUACAAACCCUGGAGAACCAUUCCCACCUGCUCCUGUUGCUAGCCAGUCUGCAUCAGCACGACCCGCACCAAGUCAACGCUCAACAGCGGGGUCUAAGCCAGCUAAGAAUCAGAACCAACAACAAGGACGAGCUCCUGCUCGUACAUAUGCAAUGAAGGCACGAACUGAGGAAAACCCUGACGUCAUUCAGGGUAUGUUUUCCUUAUUUGAUACUAUCAUGCAUGUGUUGAUAGACCCUGGAUCAACGUUGUCUUAUAUCUGUGUACAUAUGCCUGAAAAAGCUGACAUAAUGAAAGAACAAUUGGAACAACCUAUACUAGUGUCUAACCCGUUAGGACAUAGUAUGAGGUUAGAUCAUGUGUAUCAAGACUGUCCAUUGAUUGUUGAAGGACAUCAGUUCUCUGCCAAUCUUGUCGAAUUACCGUACAAAGAAUUUGACAUCAUCCUCGGAAUGGAUUGGCUCACCGAACACCGAGCAAUUAUCGAUUGCCGACGACGAGCAAUUCAACUAAAGUCUGGAGAGGGAAAGUCUAUAGAGGUAAACAAAAAGAAUGAAGAGAUGAUCUCCUGGAGGCAGAUGGGAUGAGAAGAUCGGACGGAUGUGUGUUUUGCAUUAAAAUUACUGUUGAAAAGACAAAAAUGAAUUAUGUUUGUAUUAUGCUUCCGCAACAUUAAAUUACUCCGUUACUAUUUUGAAUUAUUCAUUAUGAAAUAAAGUUUUAAAUAUUUG